Messenger RNA from Mobula hypostoma (lesser devil ray), 5847 nucleotides. RefSeq names its product Wolfram syndrome 1b (wolframin) (gene wfs1b). The record is from RefSeq and is a predicted model, not a curated record. Gene Ontology annotation, molecular function: protein binding. NCBI's taxonomy places the organism in Eukaryota, Metazoa, Chordata, Chondrichthyes, Myliobatiformes, Myliobatidae. The transcript has 7 exons. The coding region runs from base 16 to 2697 and encodes 893 amino acids. Gene Ontology annotation, cellular component: endoplasmic reticulum; endoplasmic reticulum membrane. Gene Ontology annotation, biological process: calcium ion homeostasis; endoplasmic reticulum unfolded protein response.
CUGGGGACGACACCGAUGAAUGACGUCAGCGGAACGCCGGGCUCCGAUGACUGCACCAAUCAGAGGUCCGGAAUACGUUGGUCUGACAGGGUCGGGCAGACUGCCGCAGCAGGCGCGGCCGGCGGGCGGGCGGAGGUUGCGGCGAUGGACCCAGAGCCGCUGACAGUCCCGCAGCACGGCAAGUCACAGCUGAAUGCUGCUGCUGAAGAUAUGCAUCGGGAUGGAUCAGAGGCUGUGACCCUUACGGAAGCGGCAGCAGAAAAUGAGGAACCACUAAAUGAGGAAGAAGACGUACCAAUAGAGGAACAGAAACAGAGAGCCAGAGAUGGUGAUGCAAGAGCACAGACUGAGGUUGGUAAAUAUUAUCUGAAGCUAGCUGAUGAAGAGGAUGAAGAAUUGAAUAACUGUACAGCUGUAGAGUGGUUGAUCCAAGCUGCCAAACAGGGCAGGAAGGAAGCAGUGAAAAUCCUGAAAACUUGUCUUGCAGAAAGGAAAGGAAUCACUUCAGAAAAUGAGCAAGAAGUGAAACAGCUUACAAGUGAAAGUGAUUUUGAGCGGAUUGUGCGGAAGGCUACUUUAGUUAUGUACUGGAAGCUUAAUCCAAAGCGAAAGAAACAAGUUGCUGUUUCUGAACUCCUGGAAAAUGUCAGCCAGAUCAAUGCUGAAGAGACCAUGGCUGAACCAGGCCCUGUCCCAACAGUGCUGCAAAAAGAGAGACGAGUGCUUGAACGACUGGUCAGUGUUCAAAGUAACAAGGACAUGAAGGUAGAAGAUUUUGUUGACAUGACUAAGAAUUAUGCCAAGGGUAUUUUACCGUCUGGCUUGAUAGCCCAAGGAGAAGAUGACAGCGUUGAAGGGAAACCACCUGAAGAUAUGCCGUUGCAACAGAAGAUUCUGAAAUACCCACUUCAUGCCUUAAUGGAAAUAAAGGAACAUCUAAUUGAAAUAGCCUCCAAAGCGGGAAUGCAUUGGUUGCAGACAAUUAUUCCACUCCACCAUGUAAAUGCCCUUAUCUUUUUCUUCAUAAUUAGCAACUUGACAAUAGAUUUUUUUGCUUUCAUUAUCCCUCUAGUCAUCUUUUACCUGUCCUUUAUUUCCAUGGUGAUCUGCACUUUGAAAGUCUUUCAGGACAGUAAAGCAUGGGACAAUUUCAGGACAAUGACUGACCUGCUGCUCCGCUUUGAACCAGAUCUAGACGUAGAACAGGCUGAGGUAAAUUUUAGUUGGAGUCACUUGGAACCACAUAUACACUUCAUGCUCUCCGUGUUCUUUGUGAUUCUUUCCUUUCCGGUAGCAGACAAAAAUUGGAUUCCUUGUUCAGAGCUUUCAGUCAUUGCUAUUUUCUUCUUGAUAACAUCUUAUAUGAGCUUGAGUUCAUGUGCAGAGCCAUACACACGGUGGGCUCUCAUUACAGAAAUUUCAUGGUCAGUAUUGGGAUUCUUUCGCUCUCUUCCUGAUGGUUGGUACUAUCUAAAGGUCCUUGGGCAAGAUAUUAUAACCAUCACGAUAGGUAAAAACUUUGUACUGAAUUUAGGUCUGCCCUGUGUCUUAUACUGUUUCUUGUUCUACUUGUUCUUCAGAAUGGCACGACUGAGGAACUUUAAAGGUACCUACUGCUUCUUAAUUCCUUACCUUGUCUGCUUUAUGUGGUGUGAACUUGCAAUAGUCUUACUUAAGAUAUCCACAGGAAUAGGUCUUAUAAGGGCAUCAGUUGGCUACUUCCUGUUUCUCUUUGCCCUGCCCAUCCUCUUGAUAGGACUUGCAUUAAUGUUUGUGAUCCAGGUAAUAAAAUGGUUUAUUUCCAUGGAAUUGAUCAAGAUUAUUGUCACCAUUGUUUUGUGCAUUAUUCCUGUUGUCCUCCACAUGUGGACAAAAUCAACUGGCACCUUACUGGGCUUAGUCAAGUCUCUGACUAGGAGCUCAAUUGUAAAGCUCAUCCUGGUUUGGCUCACCGCCAUAAUGAUGUUCUGCUGGGUAUAUGUGUAUAGAUCAGAAGGAAUGAAGGUGUAUAACUCCACCUUAACUUGGCAGCAGUACAGCUUGGUUUGUGGCCCUCGUGCCUGGAAAGAGACUAACAUGGCCAGAGUUCAGAUGCUUUGUGGCCAUCUUGAGGGACACAGAGUCACAUGGACUGGAAGAUUCAAGUAUGUUCGUGUUGUAGACAUUGACAACAGUGCAGAGUCUGUGAUAAAUUUGCUUCCAUACGUCAUAGGUGAUUGGAUGAGGUGCUUGUAUGGCGAGCCAUAUCCGGAGUGUGAUUCCCAAAAUGUGUCAGUGGUUGAGGAUGACCUUUGUCGUCUCAAAUUCCUCACAAAGCACACCUGCCAUCUUAAAAGAUUUUGUCAUUAUAAGUUUGAAAUAACUGUUGGCAUGCCAUUUAAUACAAAUGGAAAUGAGGUGCUUGAAGAUGAUGCAACUAAAGAUAUUGUACUGAGAGCUAGCAAUGAGUUCAAGAAUGUUCUGCUGAACUUGGUGCAAGGAAGUGUGGUGGAAUUCAGUACCAUUUUGGAGGGCAAAUUGGGUAGUAAAUGGCCAGUCUUUGAGCUGAAAGCCAUCAGGUGCCUCAACUGCAUGUCGAAGUUAAUACCACCAACAGCAAGGCAGGUUAAAAUUGAACAUGAUUGGAGAGGCACAGUAAAGCAAGCUUUCAAAUUUGCUUUCAAUUUUUUCUUCGAGCCAGUCAUCUGUGCUUUAUAAAGCUCGAUUUUUGCCUUUCAAUCUAUUCUUGCUGUAUAAGCUCCUGCUUCCUUGAGGAGUAUGCUGCAGCACAUUUAUGCCACAAACCCGAACCUCCAACUCAUUGGAAUGAAUGAAUGCGCAUUAGGCAAUAAAAUGCACAUUACCUAGUUCAAUUUUAUUGUUAUCUGGACCAAUCAUCAUGGUUAUGUAGGAAAGGAAAGAAGAAUUACCAAUCUUUAGGAAGAGGUGCAGUCGACAUUUCGGGCCGAGACCCUUCGUCAGGACUAACUGAAGGAAGAGUUAGUAGAGAUAUGAGAGGGGGAGGGGGAGAUCCAAAAUGAUAGGAGAAGACAGGAGGGGGAGGGAUGGAGCCAAGAGCUGGACAGGUGAUUGGUAAAGGGGAUAUGAGAGGAUCAUGGGACAGGAGGCCCGGGGAGAAAGAUGGGGGAGGGGGCCUCGAGGAUGGGCAAGCGGUAUAGUCAGAGGGACAGAGGGAGAAAAAGGAGAGUGAGAGAAAGAAUAUGUGUAUAAAAAUAAGUAACAGAUGGGGUACGAGGGGGAGGUGGGGCAUUAGCGGAACUUCAGUUAGUCCUGACGAAGGGUCUCGGCCUGAAACGUCGACUGCACCUCUUCCUAGAGAUGCUGCCUGGCCUGCUGCGUUCACCAGCAUCUGCAGAAUUCCUGUUGUUUGUUGUUUACCAAUCUUUUUCUGGAUUGCAAUAUUUGGGACAUGUGGGACAUGUGCUUCAUAUGAUCUUAAGUGGCUGUGCUGCUACUAUCUACUCCUUCAGUCUGAGCUACUUUAAAUCAGAGAUUAGAUGGUUGUGAAUUAUUUUGAACAAGGUGCUUAAAACUGUUAACUAGUAAGGUACUUAUCUAUCACAAUGCAAAAGAGUUGACUUUAAAAAAGGCUAAAUAACAAAUCAUGUACUUACUAUGUAUGUUACAGUUCCAUAGAUUACUGGAAUGUACAUAUGUGGCCAUACUUAUUUACUAGAAAAUAUACUGUAAGAGGUCUCAGUGAAAUGGCAUUCUAAGCUUCCUCGGGUUUUGCCUUUGCAUGAAAUAAGUUUGAAUUUAAGUAAUGUCACCUGGUUUUAAAAUGCAGGGGAAGACUUCAGUCACAUUUAAAAGACAAAUUACUCUAUCCACACGAGGUUUUUAUUGAAUAAUCAUACUUUGCAUCACUCGUAUUAUUUUCAUCUGAAACUGUACUUGUAUAUUACUGAGAGAUCACUGGAUUCUAUAAAGGGUACUUAAAUUUGCAUUUUUAAUAGAUGGUAUAUUUUAUUUCUUGUUAGAGACCUAAGAUAAUAUGGUCAACCUAUGAUGUUGUACCAUUAGAGAUGCUCAGAGGUCACUCAGUUAUUCUACAAAAUUAAUUUGAGAACACAGAACUUGAAUGCCAGGAAUUUGAUUCCAUCACAGUGAGGAUAUGAAGAUCCACUUCUGUUUUUUAAAAAUACAUGUAAUGAGCUGGGAAAUAUUCCUCUUCCCUCCAAAAUCUGCCAGACAGGUGCACUGUCAUGUAACAUGGGCAAAAUAAUUAUAGCAUACCUGUUGUUAAGCCUUUAACCAAUAAAUGGAAAGCUGUUUUUAAAUUUCAUUGUAAUAUUCUCUGAGCAUAGGAUUUUGGUGAUGACCAAUGAAGGAAUAGGUUAUGAUUAACGAAUAAUUGGUCCAUUCUUGGACUUAGCACCUUAAAUCUCAAAUGACUGAGAAAUUGACCAAGAUUUGGGCAUUUAUAAUGGAUAGUUCAAAAACUGUUGGUCUCAGUAAAAUUAGUUUACUACCAUCUUGGUUUGUGCAAUUAUUAAUUGGAUCUUAUGUGAGUAUUUUAAUCACCUUUAAUCAGACUUCUGGUUCAUGAAACUUAUUUGCCUCUGACCAAAUAGUAUAAUGUAUGUGUACGGAAAGAUGCUGCUGUUUGCCAGCAUUAUGCAUUGCAUAAUCAUGUCAAUCAGUGUGAGGUGUUGAUUUCCAAAGAUCAACCUUUCAAACUUUUGUGAACUAUUAUAAAUGUUUAAAAGCUAAAUAUGGUUGAAAAAAAAAACAAAUGUUAAGCCAUUUGAUUUUAUAGUUUCUAAAUAGAAAAUCAGAAUUUAAAGGAGAGUUUUAAUCUUCCAUUACAGUCGGAGCAUUACUUUGAACAUUACUUUCAAUAAAGCCAGCAAUUUUCACUGGUUUUAUGAAAACCCUUUUCUGUGUAAGACGAGGGGGAAGAGUAAAAGAUAAGCUAGCAUGGGAAGUUGUUAACUACUACAACAAGAUACUUGGUCAUACAUUUCUGGUUCUAGAAGUAGUCAUAAGUAAUAGGGUUAGCAUAAUGGAAGUGGGGCAAUAUUUCGUACGAGCACUUGGAUGUUGCAUUCAGUAUGAUUAGAUCUAUCAUACCUCUGCAGGGAGACAUGAAAUGCUGAGAUUAAAUCACAAAAUUAUAUAGCUGAACUUAAAGUAAUAAAAUUCUUUUUUUCAUAAAUGGUACUUUUAAACUAUUUCUGUAAUGCAAAUUCCAAAUCAACAGAAGACUACACUUUUGUGAAUGGAUUUGGCAUCUGUUUGUCCGACACUAUUUUGAGUUAAAACAUAAUUAAAAGCUAAAUGCAUGCACUGUUUCCCAACGAAGGCUUAUAAUUCAUGACCCUUUGUAAUAAUUUAAAAUGUUUCUUAACCUAAUUAGUCAAAUGCUUCACAGGAAUUGAAUUUGUUUCAUGCUGCUUUUACUAGAAAUCACAGUUCAUUGAGUAAUCAGUUUUUACUUUGAAGUGCCUGAUGCUGACCUUUCAGUGUGGCCCUGUAACCCUGUUAUUAAGUAUUCAUCAGUUUAAACAGGAUAGAGAAGCAGACAAUACAUUUGGAGUAAUUUCGUUGAAGUGUUACUUACUGUUGUAUAAAGAUCAACACUAAAUCCUGAGAAAUAAAACCUGGUGCCUAUGGAGUUAUCAUUGAACUGAAUUUUUUUUUAAUUGCAAAAGUCUUACAUGAACUUAUGUUCACUAUUGAUGGUUAUUUUCUUAAGCUUUAUCAUUUAUUUAAAAUAUUGUGACAGUACAUAUUAGCUUGAAUUACAUCUGCACAAAAACUGGUAUGGGCAUUGUAUUAAUGCUUGUACGAUGUAUUACCAAAGAACCUUAAACUUCUGUUAUUCUUAAAUAAAGGUACUUCUUG